GAUCUUGAAGAUAAUAUUUUGAACAUUAAAGGUGAUCAUUGUCAUCUACCUGAACCAGAAGAAAUUCAAAUUCGAGUGUUCAAACAAGUUGUUAAAGCACGUGCUAUAAGUGAAAGUACACCUAUUCCACAAAUUUAUGAUGAGGAAGCAGCCCGAAUCAAUUUAUCAACAUUAGCAAUUGCUGCUUUACCAUCUCAGGGAGAACUUGUGUAUUUUGCAGCGUUUGUGUGUGUUUUUGCUCUGUUGCCUGAUCGAAAAAAACCUACAUAUAAAUAUUUAUUUCAUGAAUUACGUAAUAAAGCUGCUCAAUUAAAUAUGAAUUUUAAUCCAUAUACUAUUAUGUCAGAUUUUGAAGGAACAGUAGCUGAAAUACUUAAAAUUGAAUUUCCUAAUAAUCAACAUGUCGGCUGUUUCUUUCACUAUACACAGUCUAUAUAUAGAAAUAUCCAACAACUUGGAUUAUCUUCUCAAUAUGCUGCUGAUGAUGAAAUUAGAAAUACUUGUCGAAAACUUAUAGCACUUGCUUUAAUGCCUAUUUCAUUAGUUCUACAAGCAUAUGAUGAUCUUCAUGAUUCAGUUCUUGAAUCAUCAUCAACAACAUUUGAUUCCGUUAAACCUCUUUUUAGUUAUUUUGAGAACCAAUGGAUAAAAAAUGCAGAUAUUCAAAGAUGGAAUGUUUAUGGAUUACAUAUGAGAACGAAUAACAACGCCGAAAGUUUGAAAUAUUAA
Messenger RNA from Rotaria sordida, 729 nucleotides. Lineage: Eukaryota; Metazoa; Rotifera; Eurotatoria; Philodinida; Philodinidae. The record is from the annotation of a GenBank genome assembly.